AUGUACAUCAUCACCACCUUCGCCGCAGUUGCCUUCGGGCUUCUUGCCCAGCUCGCCGCCCUCGCGGUGGUUGUCUGCUCCCUCGGCUUCGCAGUCCAAACUGCAAGCCCGACCGCCGCCCUCGCCGGGUUGGCUUUCCUUCUGUUGUUCUUCUCUCUGGUCUUCCCUCGCCUCCGAAAGGAUUACUUUGCAGCCUUUGCUUCUGCGGUGCUGGGCGGACUCCUGGCCCACUUUAACGGGCCUGCGAGCUUCUCGUCUGGUGCCUUCACCACGGCACUGGCUGUAUUUGUGCUUUCUCUUGUGUGCAAGCACUUCCCGGGAUGCUUCAAUGUCCUGUGGAGGUACGGCGUUGCCGCGGUGUGUUGCCUGGCCCCUGUCUUUUCUCCCUCGUGGAGGGCUUUCCUCGAAAAGUCGCGGGGGACUUGCAGGAAUUUCCCUGAGUUGAUUGAGAACGUUGUUCUCAUGAUUCCGCUGGGUCACAUCACCCUCCGCGAGUUACUUAACGAGGCGGCGCGGCGUCACGUUCGAGAGUUGAGAUUUGCCGAGCAAUGCAUCACCCUUGGGAAAGUUCUCGACAGCUCUCAAGCCGCUGUUGAUGAGUUCCGCCGUGUUCACCCGAACAGGAGGCUUUCCCAUUGUGUGCACAGAUUCAUCACGGAGCAGAUCCCCCUUGCCGAGAUGGAAGACGGUCUUUUUGAGUUGAGUCGUUUCUCUACCGGGGAAUGGCUCCUCUUCUUCGCCGGUUUCUUGGGUUCUUUGCUGGAGACUGAGCUUGCUCGGUUGAAGGCCGCCUGUGAGAAACUGGAUGAGGUGAUCAACAAACGGCAGCAGUACAUUGCUUCUGCCAUCCAGAUCCAAAAGAUUGUCGUCAAAGAGACAGCGGCAUACCCUAUCGUCAAGAUCCCGGCUGUGGCGCGUUUGCCCUCGCGGGCACUCAUGCUCAAGCCCGAUAGCUUCGUCCCUGCCGCACUCCCCCCUGCGUCUCCUAGACGACCAGAAGAGAAGAAAGACAUGAGCGUGUUCGAGAUGAUCGUCUCGACCGCUCGUCGCCCCCGCAGCAAAACCAAGGUUCUCCCCGUCACAGAGACCGAGGUCGAGCUGCCUCAGACCACCGACCACUCCCACUACGAACCCCCUGCCUCUCCUGCACCCACCAUCAUCGAGGAAAUCGCUCCUCUCUCGCCAUCGACCAUGGUUCAGCGCGCCUUUUCCCAAAUUGAGGGCAUGGACCAGGCGUUGAGAGCGUUGUCCGUUCGCGAGCAUCACGCGUCGGACAACGAGAUCUACCAGAUGAUGAUGCGGCCUCGCAAGGAGAGUGCCGUCACAAAGGAAGCUCGGUUCGCUCGUGAACGGUCGCUCAUUGCGUACCGUCACGCCCAAGCCGAGAAGGAGAAAGAGAUCAAGGCUUUGGUGGUUGUUUCUCCCGCUGCUGUCACUUCGGUGACUUUAGUACCAGCCGCCGCCGCCGCCGAUACUCCCUUCGUCCUUCCAUCGGACGCCCCAGCCCAGGCCGCCGCCGUCGCACCAACCUCUUCCGAUGAUCUGAUGUCGGAACUCCGCGUUGCCCUCGCCGCGCGCGGACGAAGCAUCCGGAAGACGACGCGCGACGACACCCCGGCCAAGCUGAAGGCUGCCAAUGCCACUGUUCCCGCCACGUCAUCCAGUGAAGAUGAGUGGGUCACCAUGGAUGAGAGUGAAUCGGACGAGCCUCGCGGCUCUGAAGAUGAUGAUUCCAAGUCUGACCUAGAUUCCGAAGGUCCUCGCGGGCUGGAGGAUGAUGACUCUGGCGACGGUGAUGAGGACGACGCGCCACCGAGCGUCGCCUCUUCCAUUCUAGCUGUUGUGGAUGGUGAGCAAGCUUCACCGAGCGAACCCACCGCCGACGCCGUCGAUGACAACGACAAACACGGUUCCCCUGGUCCGUCCGGAAACCCUGCUCUGCCCGAAGCCGAAGUGUCCUUUGACUCGGAAGCUGGUGCGCGUGAGCAGGCCGGCGGUUCCACCCGUGACGUUGCCGUCACCGUCGGCGGUGACAAGCAAAGUGAGGACACGGAUGACGAGCCCGAGACCUCUUUGGAGGAGGAGGAGGGUGAGAGUGAUUCUUGCGUUAGUGUUGACCAGCAGUUGCUCGCUACAGAGCUUUAUCCACCGCUACCCCCGAGCCCAACGACGACGACCACGCGCGGUGAAGCCGAGACUUCUUUGGAAGGGGAGACCGAGCAGAAGGUGCUGUCUCGCGACAGCGCCGGAAGUGGUUUGAAAUCUGCGGAGGAAGGGAGUGUUGACACACCACCUGUCGGCUCCAGUCCUGUUGCUAGUGUGGAGGCACAGACUGAGAACGAUGCCGACGUUAACGACAUCACAAGCCUCUUGGAGGCUUCUCAUAUUUCGACUUCCGUUGCGCAAGCAGUUGCAGCCCCACUGGUCACCGCGACAACCACUGCAACGAUCGACAUCAUUGGUGAUUUCACCGCAACCACCGCCGACGCCAUCACCACACCAGCCGCCAUCACGUCUCCUAAAGUCGGCAUCGUCCAGACUGAGGAAGCCGUCAUGACGGGGACCGAAGUCUGCGACGCUCUGCCAGGGAUGGAGCUUGACGAGGGCUCGCUCGCGCGACCCGGCUCAGUGAAGGUGGACGAGGAGGUGAAGAAAGAGGAUUCACGGAUGGAGGAGGCAGGUGUCGAUGAUGAGGGUGAGGAUACCGCCAUGGCCAUCCCCGACGCCGGAGUAGAGGGUCCCCCUGCCGCGAUGUUUGGCUCCAUGUCAAUGUCCGGCACCCCUUUUGCUUUCGGUGCCGUUCAGGAUGAUGUCAAUAUGGCAUAUUCUCAGCAACAGGAUUUCGAAAACGUCGAGAUGAUCGACCAGGGUGUAUUCGGCAAUACUCUGAUGCCGCAAGUGGGGGGUUACCCUUCCCUCCCUUCUCAAGAAGGUGAUAUGAGGUUUCACGAAGCUGACGUGCGGAUGGAUGAGCCCGCACCCCAACCGUUCGACUUCAACGCGUAUGAGGGUGUGAACUACGUUGGUUCUGGUGAGCAGCAGCAACAGCAUCAGCAGUUUCACCCAGAACCAAUGGACUACCACCAUGAUGUCGAGGCCUCUUCUUACCAGCAGCCUCUUCCAAACAACUUCGGUCUGCAGCAAUCGGCGCUGGAUCCAUCCCAGCCUGAUGAUCAAUACUAUCAUCAGGUUGGCCAGCAGCUCGCUCAGAUCGAUUUCGGCCCAGACAACCAGUCCCAGCUCCUGUCCGAAUCUGACCUGACUUUGAUUUUGGACGAGUAUCUGAACUGGUCAAUGUCGCAAGCCCAGUUUGAAGAACUGGUAAGAGAGGUCGAGCAGUUCGCCGAGAGAGAGACCCCGGGCACAUGGUCGGGUCCGGACUCUCUUAUCGACCCUGCCCUAUUCGCACUGCCGACAGACCAAGCGACCGACAACGUCCCAGCUGACGAUGUGUCCCCAACCGCUGCUCGCGCCGCGGCCCCCAUCCAAGCUGCUCCGUCACCGCAAGGCGAGGAGGUAGUGGCGAGCCCCCAAGGAGAAGAAGAAGAAGUGGGUGCGUCUGCGCCAACAACAGCAACCACAGCACCGGCGGUGACACCCCCCCCGGAGCAGGGGAUCAGCUACUCCUUCGCGGAGUACUGGUCCGACGUGGCGUUCGAUUCCCCGGAUGAAGACGACCACGUCGACGAUUACGUCCCAGUUCCCGUCGCCCCAGUGCUGCGUCAAGAAGUCGAACGCCGCCGUCGGGAGCCCCGCUCCAACGGCUCGACUCCUGUUGAAGUUGUUCGCGCAGACGACAGACAAGAUGUGGUGUCCGCCGAACCCGACAGCUCCUCUUCUGAUGAAGAGUCUGUCCGGCAGCGCGUCGCCCGUCGACCGAUACUCGUUCCCCGUUUGCGUGGCAGGGUUGCGGUUCGACAGGCUGUUGCCGAGCAGGUUCGCGCGGCUGGUGAGUCCUCUUCUGCACCCCCGCAGAAGAAGACACUCCAGGAGGUGAGGGACCGGAUCGAAGCAAUGAGGCGUGCUGGCACGUCGAAUUUCGCGUCUUCGGACGAGUCAGACGAGGACGAGGAUGAUUCCCCUCCCUCGUUUCCCAUCCCAUCUACCACCAUCACCCCCAACUUCCCAUCUGAGGGGUUAACAACACCAACUUCUGAGGAACCAGAGCCUGUCGCUGAAGGGUCCAGUGGCAGCGCCGAGGUGAAGGAGGGACAGCCGGCCGGAAAGCUGAAGCUGAAGUCCAGUGAGGUGGAAGCUCACCAGGGCGAGGAAGCCGAGCUCAAGGCAGCUGUUGCGGAGGAGGAGGAAGGGCACGGGCACAUGGCUCUCGGUACCGGGCGGCGUCGAAAGCGAGACAUAGGAGAUCUUGGUCACCAGGAGAUCGAAUAUGUGGAGCUUCCCGACAUCCCCGUCCGCGUCACCGAGGGCCGCCGGAUCUUGUCUUUCAAGAGGCGGAUUCCGGGUGCCCACGAGGAGCCCGAUUGA
Molecule: messenger RNA, 4485 nt
Organism: Podospora pseudocomata
Lineage: Eukaryota; Fungi; Ascomycota; Sordariomycetes; Sordariales; Podosporaceae
Exons: 2
Coding region: 1-4485 (1494 amino acids)
Source: RefSeq, a predicted model, not a curated record